AUGAACAGAGGUAAACUAUUCCACAUAGAAAUGCAUAGUGCUGUCGAUGAGUUUUAUAACGCAACUGAUCCUGAUAAUGAACGUAGUGACACUGAGGGUGAGAACUUUAAUGAUGAUGACGAUCAAGAUGUUGAUACCGAGUCUAAUAAACUCUGUUUGAAGGAAAUUAGUAGUGGAAAUGAUGAAAGUGAUUGUGAUAAAGAACAAAGUGAAACCAGUGACACUUGUAGGGAUAAUGACGAAAUUCAACUGGACGUGGAUGCCCGCCUUGGGCCGCGCACGCCACAUCCCAGAUGGAUGUCAAGAAUGGAGAGAAUCAUCGAGGAAAAUUGUGGACACGAGGAGGUAACGAAGCCAUUGUCAGAGGACCAACAACAUAGAGAAGAUGGGCUUGAUGGCAGUGGAGGCGCAGAAGCUGGUGCCAGUGGAGAUUCAGCAGAUGCUGGAUCACAGGGAACUACUGAAAACUUAUCUAAAAUUGCUAGAAUGCCUGUACAACGUGAUGCUGUACGAUACGACGGGAAUCACAGUCAACGUGGGCACUGUUUGAUAUUAAAUCAUCGUAUAUUUGACUCCAAUACUGGUUUUUCGGAGCGUCAUGGGACUGAUCGCGACCGUGACCAAGUUCAGAAGUUGUUUGAAAAUUUAGGGUUUAAAGUGACGGUCCAUAAUAACUUGACCGCCGGCCAGGUCAAAGCUGAAAUUCAGGACUUGGCUUUUGGUACUGAUCACUCAGAUUGUGAUAUGAUGGCUAUGGUGUUUAUGUCACAUGGGGAGCAAGAUAUCUUGUGGUGUAGGGAUGGCCACAUAAAAGUCGAGUUUCUAUUUCAGAGCUUUCAAAGCGAUCAAUGUAAAUCUCUCGCUGGAAAACCCAAGUUGUUCUUCAUACAGGCUUGUCGUGGAGAGCGUCUGGACAAUGGCGUGACACUGGAACGCUCUCGACCUACUGUUGAAACUGACUCCGGUUACUUGUCCCACAGAAAUCCGGUAGCGCCUGACUUUCUAAUCUGCUGGUCCACCGUACCAGGUUAUUAUUCAUGGCGCGGCAGUUUCAACGGUUCCUGGUUCAUACAGUCGUUGGUUCAUGUCUUGGGCAAGGAAUACACCCAUGAAGAUUUGCUGUCCAUGAUGAUAAAUGUCAAUAGAUAUAUGAUUAUUAACUUUGAAUCCAUCUGCCCUACUAAUCACCACAUGCAUGGAAUGAAACAGACAGCCAGUAUUGUCGCUACUUUGAUGCGCAAGGUAUACCUUACACCUAAAUACUGACAACAUGAUGAGUGAAGAAACUCAACAUGAUCAGUCAGGCUUGCACUGGAGGCACCAAUAACCUUGGAAGAACACGUUCAAAUUUCUGAACGUGCAGAUCCUCAUGUAUCCUUGUUGUCUGAGAUAGAUAAGUUCUUGUGUUGGCCAGUAAAACUCAAGAAGAAACCCUGUAAAUUCUCUAGAGAAAGGAAAGCAAAAGAAAACAAGCCACUGUGGAACUUCCAUCGGAGUUUAGAACAGCCAGACUAGUGGGACAUCAAUUAGUCUGUAAAGUCUAACUAAUAACAAGGCAAAGUCUACAUUACUGAAAAACUGUAUUUAUAUCCAGAGUUAUUGUUGCUAAUUGCUCAGUGAAAAUUAUACUUUUUAAAUAAACAAAUUAAGUUGUGUAAAUUAGUGUGUUCUUCUGGUAGUGAGUGUUCUUCAAGGAUAAAUCUAAGCAUUAAAUUUGAAUAAUUGUCUUUAAUAAUAUCUAAUAUAAUUGUUGUAAAUUAUUUUGUUAGCUGACAAGUUUAACACCAAGUGAACAAAGAAGUUUGCAGGUAUCUUGUAGAGUUUGUUUUAUUUUCAUACAAAUGAACCUUAUCAGGUAAAAUGUCUUUCAUUGCCAUGAGUGAUAACAUUAUCAUGUAGAAAUGUCUCAUUACCGUGACUUUGAAGAAAUUAGGUUAGAAAAUUUUAGGAACG
Messenger RNA from Procambarus clarkii (red swamp crayfish), 1953 nucleotides. The record is from RefSeq and is a predicted model, not a curated record. NCBI's taxonomy places the organism in Eukaryota, Metazoa, Arthropoda, Malacostraca, Decapoda, Cambaridae.